This is a messenger RNA of Physeter macrocephalus (sperm whale), 3486 nucleotides long. RefSeq names its product neurocalcin delta (gene NCALD). The coding region runs from base 305 to 886 and encodes 193 amino acids. Gene Ontology annotation, molecular function: calcium ion binding; tubulin binding; actin binding. The record is from RefSeq and is a predicted model, not a curated record. Lineage: Eukaryota; Metazoa; Chordata; Mammalia; Artiodactyla; Physeteridae. Gene Ontology annotation, biological process: calcium-mediated signaling. The transcript has 7 exons.
GUAGGUAAGAUGAUCUUAUUUGAUCUUUGUAAAGAUUACUGUGCUGGAGAAUGGACCAGACUGGACUGAAUGGUGGCAGACAGACCACGCCAGAGCCUAGAGUGACUUCUUCUGACUUGAGCCUGCAGUGUGCUUUGAGAGAUCUUCCGCCAGAUCAUCUCAGCUUUGGUCCCUUGGAACCACCCACUAGCGACAGUCAUAAAGGCUAGAGAACUGCGGGUGAUAAAAUCUGUCGUGAUAACUGCAGAAGGCUCUGAGAUCCGAGGCGCUGCGUGACUGCAUAUCCUGAAUUCUUGCUGCCAAGAUGGGGAAACAGAACAGCAAGCUGCGCCCAGAGGUCAUGCAGGACUUGCUGGAAAGCACAGAUUUUACAGAGCACGAGAUCCAGGAAUGGUAUAAAGGCUUCUUGAGAGACUGCCCCAGUGGACAUUUGUCAAUGGAGGAGUUUAAGAAAAUUUACGGGAACUUUUUCCCUUAUGGGGAUGCUUCCAAAUUUGCAGAGCACGUCUUUCGCACCUUCGAUGCCAAUGGAGACGGGACAAUAGACUUUAGAGAAUUUAUCAUAGCCCUGAGCGUAACGUCAAGGGGGAAGCUGGAGCAGAAACUGAAAUGGGCCUUCAGCAUGUAUGACCUGGAUGGAAAUGGCUACAUCAGCAAGGCAGAAAUGCUCGAGAUUGUGCAGGCAAUCUAUAAGAUGGUCUCCUCUGUAAUGAAAAUGCCUGAAGAUGAGUCAACCCCAGAGAAGAGGACAGAAAAGAUCUUCCGCCAGAUGGACACCAAUAGAGAUGGAAAACUCUCCCUGGAAGAGUUCAUCCGAGGGGCCAAGAGCGACCCGUCCAUAGUGCGCCUCCUGCAGUGCGACCCCAGCAGCGCCGGCCACUUCUGAGCCGGAAGCCCCACCAACUGUAGAGCUGCUUGUGUUCCCUUUGGAGUUUCCUUUUUAACAAAAAAAAAUUUUUUUUUUUGCCAAACAAUAUUGACGGUGAUGCUGUUCCCCGUGUGGUCGGAUGCACCUCCCUCCGUGCCGCCUGCAGCUUCUUUUGUCGUGGACGCUUCAUGGGAAUGUCUAGAGCCCCCCGCGCUUGUGGAGAGCAUGAACAGUGCUGCUGUGCACAGACUUUGUGGUGUUCAUUGUUCUGACGAUUUUUCAUUGUUAUUAUUAUUGCUUUCCCUUUGAUUCGAAAGUCUGUGUUCUAAAACCGAAGACUGGGGGAGGCAAGAGAAGAGAAGAGAAAACAAUCCAGUCCAGUGAUUCUAUUGCAAGCUUGAGGGCCCUGUUUGGAAAACAAAAUUCCCCACCUGGGUCUGGAGUAACACAUGCCCUAGGGGUGAUGGCACCAGAUGCUCGAUUUCCCAGGGACCAGGAAUCUUCCGGGGCCAGGCUAUUAAAGGGGCCUGGGGGAUUCCCGCCUGGAGGCCCACCCCAUCCUCUUCCCCAGCAGGCUUUAGUUUCUAAGCUGUGAACAUUUCAAGGUAAAUUCAUAGAGGAGAGGAAAAAGAUGGCUCAGCUAUUUCUUCCCAGGUUUACACUAGUUGAGCUAAGAUGAGUUUCUCUGGAAAUUAAACACAAAUGGUAAUUUAUAUUUCAAAACCAGACCCAUCUUGUUGCCUAUUGUAGUUUAAAAAAAAAAAAAGAUUGCUGUAUAUAAAAUACUGGGUAUUGCAGACGAAAUAAGUGUUUUGCCUUGUUUAAAUGCAAUGCAUGUUUAGUGAGCACUAAUACAGUCUUAUUACAGGAGACUGUUUCCAGUAGCUUGUCGUGAAGUAAGCCAGCUAUAAUGAACGUGUGUGUCUUAUUUUAAAGUCGUAUCCGUCUUUGCACAAAUGCACCAAUCAACAGGUAUAUUUUAUAUAUUCCAGAAAAGUACAAAGUAACCAUGACCAGGGCCCAACCUUAAUUUUGAAUGCUUUUCCAGUGGUAGUGCCUAGGCAAUAGAAGUGGGGCAAGUUUGAGUCGGAUGUGUCAACUGGAGCACCAGAAGGUUCAUAUUUAUUAGAGAUGUGGGUUUGUCCACCCAGCCCAGCAGCCCGUUGAAAGUCCUGGAUCAGAGGUGCGGUGCUUUUCUGAGCAGAUACUAUUCUGUAGCUGUUCCCACCCCCACCCCAAAUAGCAUAAAUUCUUGGGACUUCCCAAUGCUUUAAUCCACAUGUAUGGUUAGGAAACCAUAGCUGGAAUGUUGACUUUUCCAUGCCUCUAGCGGCCCUGAAAAGAGUCAGGGGUUGGGCAUCAUCUGGUUCAUCUUGAAGAAGGCAUAGGCAAGUGUGUCCGUGAUUUCCAAGGCCCACCCUGGGGAAUCCAAAAGUAUCUUGCAUCAUCGUGUUCUCUGAAUGCAAAUUUCUAUUUACAGAAGUGACAGUACAAAUUUGAGUUGCUGUUGGGUCUGAUGACCUCAUACAUCCUAAUUUGAAUUGAAAGGUAAGAGUACAAGUUGCUGGUCACAGGUAAGUCAUAUUUUCACAAGCAGUAGGCAUGGGGAAGUCCAAACACUCAAGGAUGUAGACGGGGAGAUCCUGCCCCAAGAGAAGGCAGAGAGAUCUCCUUGGCUGCGGCCAAGCUACUUCCUGUAGACCAUGAACCACACAAAGAUAAACUUACAACCAUGAGGAAAAUGAUGCUGAGCCCAUUAUAAUCUCUAGAUUCCUGAGUAUUACUCGAUUCCAUUUAAACUGAUAGUAAAAAUCUGAAUUUGCAUGGUUGACCAAAACGAACCAACUUGGCAGGGUGAAAUUUUGAGACUGGACUCAGUAAAAUAAUCUUCAUCUUCCUCUGAGUGUCAGUUUUUUUUAUAGUGGUUCUGUACUGGGAGACUUGCUGAGUCCCUCCAUCGGCCAAGUGGUAAAAUCUGGUUUUGAAAACUAGGGAGUUAACCUAAGACACGGCGUGCACAGUAGGCAAGGGGACCCGGCCCCGCUGUAGGUGAUGUUCAGGAGCUGCCUCCCACUUUCUCCCGCUCUUGAUUGAAGACCUAAUUCCUCCUUUAGUUCUCCAUAGAUGGCGGAGUCAGGUAAUGUUGGGGAAAGCCCGCCUGGGCUCUGUCCUCAGUCAUGACAGCUGACUGAGCCAGACUCACUCCAUUCCCUAGAACCUAGAGCUGGAGUGAGAUGCAGGGGAGAGCGUCUCCAGCUGUUAAGAAAACAAAGCAGUCGCACGGCUGAUGAAUGCUGACACACCCGGGAUGGACGGAAAAUAGUCCUUGUCCUUGCCUGCCAUUGACCCUGUCUGUAUAUUCUUGAGGGUUGUUUUCUCAUUCUCCUCCUUCCCAGGAAGGCCUUUGUAUGUCUGAUCCAAUGCACUCGAAGUGUGGCCAAGGGACUCGGCAGCACCCAGAAGGCUGAAUGCCUACAAGCUUAUGUCACUCCUGUGCUGGGCUGUUCAUUGUCAUUGCUGUGUUGAGGGACCUCUGGAAAUGGAGUCUGUUGUGUCUGAAAUCAGGCCAGCCUGUGAUGUUCAAGGGACUGGAAUAAAGUGGCUUACGACCUGAAGGA